This is a messenger RNA of Synchytrium microbalum, 1011 nucleotides long. Its product is annotated as chitinase. The record is from RefSeq and is a predicted model, not a curated record. Lineage: Eukaryota; Fungi; Chytridiomycota; Chytridiomycetes; Synchytriales; Synchytriaceae. Gene Ontology annotation, biological process: carbohydrate metabolic process; chitin catabolic process. Gene Ontology annotation, molecular function: chitinase activity; chitin binding. The transcript has 9 exons. Gene Ontology annotation, cellular component: extracellular region. Bases 1 to 1011 code for a protein of 336 amino acids.
AUGCCUGUUGUAGUCGGAUACUUUGCAAACUGGAAAAUAUAUGCUACUCCACCAUACAAUCCAUCAGACAUCCCUUUGGAAAAGCUGACACAUAUCAAUUACGCAUUUGGUAAACUGGACCCUAGUGGAACCGUUUCAUUCAGCGACCCUUGGGCCGACAUUCAAAUGGACUUUCCUGGUGACGCCGCAAAUCAACCUGUAAAAGGUUGCAUCCACCAGUUGACUACAGUCUUGAAAUCGAGGAAUCCAAAUAUCAAAAUCAUCUUGAGUGUUGGUGGAUGGACUGGGUCAGGUUGCUUCUCGAGUGUCGCUGCAGAUCCAGCCAAGAGGCAAAAUUUUGUUACAUCUGCUGGUGAACUCUUGAUUGCAUACCACAUCGACGGACUUGACAUCGAUUGGGAAUUCCCCGUUGAAGGAGGAAUGGAUACAAACGAACGCUCCGUACUCGACUCCAAGCACUUCAACUUUCUACUAUACGAACUUCGAAUCCACUUCAAUCAACUCCUCACUGCAGGACGCGUACCUCAUCAUUUGGAAUUGACUAUAGCAACAUCAGCUUCAUCAUAUAUUUAUAAACAUUUGGAUUUACCUGGGUUGUUGCCUUAUGUUGAUUUCAUCAACUUGAUGUCAUACGACUACUCUGGCUCAUGGUCACCAACAGCAGGCCACCACUCUGCACUCUACACUCCAACACCAUCAACACCCGAUACAAUAUCAACAGACGCAACAAUCCGAGACUAUAUCGCACGAGGUGUCCCACCAAACAAACUCGUAUUAGGAAUCGGGUUUUAUGGACGAGGGUUCUCGGGAGUUCAAUCACCAGCAUUUAAUUGCCCACACGGUGGAGCUUCAAAAGCUGCUAGCGGUGAAGACGUGUAUACUUAUGAUGAAUGCAAAGCACUCGUAUCUCAAAAUGCUGGAUGGGAGGUUAUUCAGGAUGGUCCUUCGGCAUCUUCGGUAUUAUAUAAUAGGUCAAGUGCGACGUGGAUUGGGUAUGAAGAUGUAAGAUAG